This is a messenger RNA of Pungitius pungitius (ninespine stickleback), 1868 nucleotides long. RefSeq names its product epoxide hydrolase 1, microsomal (xenobiotic) (gene ephx1). Gene Ontology annotation, biological process: epoxide metabolic process. The record is from RefSeq and is a predicted model, not a curated record. Bases 127 to 1491 code for a protein of 454 amino acids. The transcript is spliced from 9 exons. NCBI's taxonomy places the organism in Eukaryota, Metazoa, Chordata, Actinopteri, Perciformes, Gasterosteidae. Gene Ontology annotation, molecular function: epoxide hydrolase activity.
GAAGAAGAAGAAGAAGAAGAAGAAGCUCGUUUGCCGGUGAAGCGGGAGGAGGGACCGCGCAGGGGGAGGGGCGGCGCCUCAUAUUCCACCCUGGGGCGCGCAUGCACGAGCACAGUCCUGAGCACCAUGUUCACAGAAGUGCUGGUGGCCCUGGUGAUAGGAGGGCUGAUCUUCUUCCUGGUUCAGAAAAGCCGAACCCAGGUUCUGAAGACUGAGGAUGGCUGGUGGGGGGCCGGCGCGCCCCCUGAUGACGUGGGGGACAUCAGCAUUCGCCCCUUCAAAGUCACCACCAGCGACGAGGAACUCGAGGACUUGAACAGGAGGAUAGACCAAACUCGCCCCACCCCCUCCCUAGAAGACAGCCAGUUUCACUAUGGCUUCAACUCCCAGUACCUGCAGGAGGUGGUGUCCUACUGGCGAAAUGACUUUGACUGGAGAAGGCAAGUGGACAAGCUCAACCGGUACUCCCACUUCAAAACCAACAUCGAAGGCAUUGAUGUCCAUUACCUGCACGUGAAGCCCAGGAUCGUUCCAGAGGGGUCCACCGCCAUUCCCCUGAUAAUGGUCCACGGCUGGCCCGGCUCCUUCUAUGAGUUCUAUGGAUUGAUCCCUCUGCUCACGGAACCGGCGGACCCACAGGAUCUCGUGUUCGAGGUGGUGUGUCCCUCCAUACCAGGGUACGGUUUUUCAGAAGCACCACAUAAGAAAGGUUUUGAUUCGGUUUGUGCGGCACGCGUCUUUCAUAAACUGAUGAAGCGCCUGGGCUUCCAGAAGUUCUAUGCUCAUGGAGGAGACUGGGGCUGGCUGGUCACCACCAACAUGGCUCAGCUGGAGCCUGGGACAGUCAAAGGUUUGCAUGUGAACUUUGCCCCCAACUCCAAACCUAGUCUGUCCAUGGUGUUCUCCAUCCUGCUCGGCCAACGCUUCCCUAAGAUGUUCGGCUUCACUGCCCUGGACGUCCAGCGUCUCUAUCCCCGCAUGGACAAACUGGUGGUGGAGCCCAUCAAAGAGACGGGCUACAUGCACAUCCAGGCCACCAAGCCUGACACCGUGGGUCGAGGACUCAAUGACUCCCCGGUGGGUCUUGCUGCCUACAUCUUGGAGAAGUUCUCGACGUGGACAAGCCACGACUUCAGGAAGCUGGAGGACGGAGGACUCACCAGGAAGUUCUCUCUGGAUGACCUGCUGACCAAUGUGAUGAUCUACUGGACGUCGGGCUGCAUUGUCUCCUCCAUGAGGUUCUACAAGGAAAACUUUGGCCAAGGCCUCAACCAGCCUCAUUCUAAGAUGCCUGUCUAUGUCCCCACUGGCUACGCCUGCUUCCCCAACGAGCUGAUGCACACCCCCAAACCCUGGGUCGAGCACAAGUACCGCAAACUCAUGACGUACUCGCCCAUGGCCCGCGGUGGCCAUUUUGCUGCCAUGGAGGAGCCCCAGCUGAUGGCUGAGGACAUCCAGAACUUCACGAAGAGGGUGGAGAAGAAGAAAUAGUCCGAAGUAGAUGCGUCAGAUUAAGAAUUCAGCUCGCUGAUGGUUGACAAGCUGAAUUGCUUAUUACUUUCAUCUAGUGGAGGGGUCUUCCACUAAAAUGUGAAGAGGUCCAGUUACAGAACAUUUCUAGAAGCAUUUAAUCAAUACACGACUAACAAAUCACAGAAAUUCAAUAACAUUUAAAAAACUCUCUGACAAUAAUAUUGUCAAAUAACAAAAAACUCAACAUAUGUGUGACUGCAAAUAUAAAUGUUCUCUCAAUUAACUAAAUAAAAGUAGGACUGCAUUUCAAAUUCUGGUCUGCAUGUUUAAUUCAGAAAAAAUUAAAUAAUGGGAAGAUAAGUUAACCCGGUUUAACAAGUGAACAGUUGAAUAUA